This is a messenger RNA of Oncorhynchus kisutch (coho salmon), 5130 nucleotides long. RefSeq names its product F-actin-monooxygenase mical1. The record is from RefSeq and is a predicted model, not a curated record. The coding region runs from base 313 to 4203 and encodes 1296 amino acids. NCBI's taxonomy places the organism in Eukaryota, Metazoa, Chordata, Actinopteri, Salmoniformes, Salmonidae. The transcript has 26 exons. Gene Ontology annotation, molecular function: protein binding.
GCGUACAGCCGUAGGUGAUCAAAUGAACGAUUUCGGUUUUUCACUUCCUGAUUUCAAUGGUAUAACCAAUGAACUGACAAUACACGGACCGAUUUCUUUCGGGAAUUAACCUCCACUGAACAAAAACGGAUUGAGCGAACAGAACACUAACUUCAUGAUUACGCUCUAGUUAUACCUUUACUCGACAAGAGGCAUCCAGCAUCCUGACAAUAUACACAGCAUUGGCAGAGCCUUUGUUCUCAGCUGACCUUGUGACAGGUAAACUCCAGAGAUUCUGAGCCACGGCACCGGUGCGCCACACCAUCUACUACCAUGGCCAACCAGGACUCUACCAACCCGUCCCAUGACUUGUUUGAGCAGUUUGUCCAAGCCCAGACCUGUAAGGAGGUGCAGCGUAUUUUCUCAGAGCUUUGCCACCACCUACAGGUGGACCCCAGGGACUACCAGAGCUUCUACACCAAGCUCAAGGAGAGGCUCAACUACUGGAAGGCCAAGUCCCUCUGGGUCAAACUGGACAAGCGGGCCCAACACCAAGACUACCAGCAAGGCGAAGUCUGUGCCAAAAACAAGUGCCUGGUGCUGGGUGCAGGGCCGUGCGGGCUCAGGACAGCCAUAGAGCUGGCUCUGCUGGGGGCUCAUGUGGUGGUACUAGAGAAGAGAGACUCUUUCUCCCGGAAUAACGUGCUGCACCUGUGGCCCUACACCAUCUCUGACCUGCGUGGGCUGGCUGCCAAGAAGUUCUACGGCAAAUUCUGCACUGGGGUUCUGGAUCACAUCAGCAUCCGUCAGCUCCAGCUGAUACUGCUGAAAGUGUGUCUUCUCCUGGGGGUGGAAGUUCAAACAGGGGUGGAAUUCAAAGGAUUUGUGGAGCCCUCAGGAGCCACAGGCUGGAUGGCAAAGCUGUUUCCUGACAAUCACCCUGCUGGGAAGUUCCAGUUUGAUGUCUUCAUAUCUGCAGGAGGAGGAAGCUUUGUCCCGUAUGGCUUCAAGAGGAAGGAGCUGCGAGGGAAGCUGGCCAUUGGCAUCACGUGUAACUUCCUCAACCGUCACACUGCAGCCGAGACCCAGGUGGCAGAGAUCAGCGGUGUGGCACGUAUCUACAACCAGAAGUUCUUCCAGGACCUGCUCACAGAGACGGGUAUUGAUCUGGAGAACAUAGUCUACUAUAAAGAUGACACCCACUACUUUGUCAUGACUGCCAAGAAGAAGAGCCUGUUAAAGAUGGGGGUCAUUAAACAGGACUUUAGUGAUGCCGAUAAGCUUCUGGCCCAGGUAAAUGUGGACCAGGAGGCCUUGUUGCGUUACGCCUACGAUGCUGCCCAGUUCUCCACGGGCCACUGCCUGCCCGACAUGCAGUUUGCCCAGAACCACGCGGGCCAGCCUGAUGUGGCCAUGUUCGACUUCACUUGCAUGCACCGAGCUGAGAACGCCUCUCUGGUCAGGGAGAGAAAGGGCAAGAAACUACUCAUGGGCCUGGUGGGAGACUGCCUGGUAGAGCCGUUUUGGCCUCUGGGAACAGGUAUUGCCCGUGGGUUCCUGGCUGCCUUCGACACAGCAUGGAUGGUUAGGAGCUGGGGCAAGGGAAGACCCCACAUGGAAGUACUUGCUGAGCGAGAGAGUAUCUACCAGCUCCUGUCUCAGACCACGCCAGAGAACACCAGUAAGAAAUAUAGCGCCUUCAGCAUAGACCCGGCUACACGCUACCAGCACGUCAACCUCAACUCCGUCAAGGCCUUCCAGGUGAAACGUCUCUAUGAUGUGGAAGACCACCUUAAUCCUGGGCGACCCAUCAAGAAGCCGAAAGGCAAUUGGUCUCACCUGCGACAAGAUUCGGUUGGAGCGUUUGAGGUGCUUUUGAAGUGGUGCCAGCAGCACACUGCAGGGUACGACAGGGUGAACGUGAAAGAUCUGAACCAGUCCUGGAGGUCUGGCCUGGCCCUGUGUGCCCUCAUCAACACCUUCAGACCCCGUGUCAUUGACAUGUCCUCUCUGGAGGAGUCUAAUGCAGUCUACAAUAACCAGCUGGCCUUCAACUUCCUGGAGAGAGAGCUGGGCAUCCUUCCCAUAAUGUCAGCCAGGGAGAUGUCUUUCAAGGGACAGAUAGACAAGCUCUCCAUGGUGCACUACCUCACACAGAUCCACGAUGCGUUCAAUGAAAGGACACCUACUAAAGAACCUCAGAGCCUUCCCCUGAAGCCAUCCAAGACCCUGUCUUUUCGGGCUGCUGUGGUCUUCCUCAACAACCUCAAGCACAACUCUCUGCAGCGACGCAAGGAGAGACUGGCAAGCAAGAAAGACGGAAAGGGGACGAUGGGAGAGGAAAAGGAUCCUUUAGCUCCUCUCUCAGCCCCUAAGGUGAACCCUGACCCUGUGAACCUUGACCUUGAACCGAGCCUGAUGCCAGGCAUCAGUAGCAAUGAGGAGUGUUACUUCUGUUGCCAGCGGGUCUAUGUUCUGGAGAGGAUCAGUACUGAGGGAAAGUUAUUCCACCGUAGCUGCUUCACCUGCCAUCAGUGCGGCACCACCCUUAGACUGGGCGGGUAUACCUUCAACCAGCACACUGGGAAGUUCUACUGUGAGCUGCACUCUGAACAACUAGAGAUGGAGAACGGGGAACAAUGCCCAUCCGUUCAGGAUACAAUAGAAGAUCACAAUGAGAAGGAGAGAGGUGUGAAUGGGAUCUCCAGUGAAGAGCCCUCACCUUGUCCCUCUGAAGAUGAUGAUGAAGAGUACUCUCUAGACUUGGGUCUUCCUAAACCAAUGGCUCCUCAGGGUGAGGAACACCCCAGCAGCAAACAAUCUAAUCCUGUAGAGGAGCCCCAUGUCCCACCAAAUCCACCCAUAGACGUUUACCUGAAGAAAGGGUUUAAGGCCAGUGAGGUGGAGGAAGAAAAGGAGGGGAAGGAGAGGGUUGAGGAUCCCUCCUCAUACCCCCCGACCCCUGUCCCAAAACCUCGUCUAUCUUGUUCGGAAAUCCCCAGCCCUCAGGCCUCCCCUCCUGUACCCAAACCACGCACCGUCCUCCCCACCCCAAAAAGGGACAUGUCACCGGCCCAUGUAGGGGACAAGGGGUCCCUCGAAGCAGCAGGAGAGAAAGGGACCCCCAAGGCAACCCCAGCCCCUGACUCCAGGGCGAAGCAGUCCCUGCGGAAGCUGCAGCUCACCGACAAGGAGAAGAACCAAUUAGUCAAUCUGAGCUUCAGCCUGGACUCUGACUCAGAGACACCUGGUUCUUCCUCCUGCUCCUCUUCAACAGUCACAGCAGGGGGUCCCAGCCCACCCAAACCUCCAGGUGCAGAUUGCCAGGAGGAGGAGGGCUACUGGAUUGGGGGCUCGAGGCCGGCGGGACACAUCCGGGAGCUCAGGAACCGCCGCUGCUUCAGAAGGAAAGAGGAGCCUGAGGAGGGCCAGGGUCAACACGGCAGGGUCCGCUCCAAAUUCUCCCCCUGGAACCUCUCCUCCCCUCGGCCGAGGAGGGACUACCGCUUCAGCGUCCUCAACAGACACCCAGAAGUACACUAUCACCACAGUGUAUCCGAAGAUGGUGGUGCUGAUGAGGAUGAUGAUUAUGAUGAGAUGGAUAUGUUUGGAGUAGAUGGCAUUGAUUUAUAUGAUGACAAGUUCCAGAUCGUCCCUUCAGACCCUGUGAAGGCUGAGAAGCUACAGCUGAUGAAGAUGAGGACUUUGGCACGUCGGGCCAAGACAUCUGAGAUGCAGCGCUUCCACAAAGCCCAGUCUAUCCAGAGGCGACUGGAGGAGAUCGAGGUGACGUAUAAAGAGCUGGAGGAUGAAGGUGUGGUGCUGGAGCAGGUACUCAGAGGAGAGGAAGACAGCUGUGGUUCUCCUGGGAUGAUCGACCAGUGGGUCCAUCUGGUCCACCAGAAGAACACUCUGGUCUCUGAGGAGUCAGACCUUAUGGUGGCGUCUCGACAGCUAGAGCUGGAGGACAAACAGAGCACGCUAGAGAUGGAACUGAGACGAUACGAGCUGGAUGAUUCUGAGAAGUCUGUGGAGCAGCAGGCAGAAGAGGAGCGUGUGCUGCAGGAUAUGCUGGAGGUGGUGGACAUGAGGAACUCUCUGGUGGCCUUCCUAGACGAGAAGAGACUACCAGAGACGGAGACUGAUGAGCAACAGUCCACCUCGCUGCUAGAGGUCAAGAGACACCCUACAGCCUCAGCUGGGGCACAGGUGUACUGGGCGUGAGGGUGACUUGGACUGGGCGUGAGGGUGACACAUACAGGUACACCCACUGUCACACACACACACGCAUACACACACGAAUACAUGUGCAGUUACAUACACACUUAAAUAUAUUAGUAGAGACUUGCUGCUUACAGACACACCCAUAAUGUUGCAUUUGCGAAGCCAAAGAUGUAUUGGUGAAGGUAUUUCUCCACAAGUGUUGUGCUCAGUGUUGAGGUACAGUAUACUGACCAGAGGCAAUGACACAGACCCUGGCCUGGAUAACUGGCUGUCCUUCCUGGCCUGUCCCCAUGGGCAGUCCAUCCGCAGUCAAGGCAGUCCUGCUCCAGCAGCAGCCCCAGGAUAGAGAGACCACCACAGCCAGCUGAACUCACACCAACCUCACUGAGGACCUGCUGACAAUACAAAGGACCCAAAGUCGCAUGUUCUUAACACAUUGUGGAGAUAUUAUAUUCUGUGGGUUGGACAGUAUUGUUUCAAAUGGAUUCUGGAUUCAUGUUCAUAUAUUUUGGUAAACCUAAAUCAGCUAGUUCUGCUAAGCACAAAGGUAAUGAGAUUAUCGCAAUUCUACUUUUCUAUAAUGUAGUGACAAAAUUAGAUACAAUACAAAAAAAAUUGGGCCAUAAAAAAUGUGUUUUGAAAUGUCCUUAUUUUCCAUGAAAACCUACAUGAAAUAAGUUGCAAAAUGAACAGGAAAUAUAGUCACGGCGUUGACAAGGUUAUAAAUAAUGAUUUUUAAUUGAAAUAAUAAUUGUGUUCUUCAAACUUUGCUUUCGUUAAAGAAUCCUCCAUUUGCAGGAAUUACAGCCUUUCAGACCUUUGGCAAUCUAGUUGUCAAUUUGUUGAGGUAAUCUGAAGAGAUUUCACCCCAUGCUUCCUGAAGCACCUCCCACAAGUUGAAUUGGCUUGAUGGGCACUUCUUACGUA